Molecule: messenger RNA, 2580 nt
Organism: Folsomia candida
Lineage: Eukaryota; Metazoa; Arthropoda; Collembola; Entomobryomorpha; Isotomidae
Product: ATPase family protein 2 homolog
Exons: 9
Coding region: 35-2533 (832 amino acids)
Cellular component (GO): cytoplasm
Molecular function (GO): ATP binding; ATP hydrolysis activity
Source: RefSeq, a predicted model, not a curated record
UAAAAAUAAGGUUGUACAGACUCAAUCCACAAUCAUGAGUGCAUCCGGAAGUGGAAAGAAACCUGGUGGUAAAACCACUUCCGGCGGUAUCGGAAAUUGGUUCACUUGCGCCCAAUGUGGAAAACGGCUUCCACGCAGUGCUUCUGCCAAACAUGCAGACGCCGAUUGUGGGGACGCGAUGUAUCCCCACAUUCUGGAUUAUGGGAAAGAAACAGCGUCAACGUGCGCCUUGCUUGUGAAUGCGACGACGACUUCCAAGAUUCAGAACCUUCCAUUCAUCAAAUGUUGUCGUUUGUCAUCCAGCACCAUUUUUAUUCCGGAAGAACUCAUUAGAGAAUCGGUAUUUGAAACGUUCAGCUGGGUCAGGGUGUCAUUCAUUAGGGAAGCUGGUGAUGGCGACAAAGUCGACGAAUCAAGCCCGCCCGUAGCAAUGAGAGUUUGGCCUAUUCCGGAUUCUGUUUCGUCAUCAAGUGUGUCUGGAAAUGUGAUGAUGACGAAGGAUGGUUUCCUGGCGAAUAAUGUACUCGCGUGUACUAAUCUUGCCGUGAAGAUUCAGCCAUUGUCGCCUCGCAUUGGGCGUAAUUUCCCUGUCAUACUUCCAGCAACAUGCGUCAUUCUUGAAAUUGACGACGUUGCAGCAGAAAUAGAUCAAGUCACAUUUGAAUCAGACCGUUUCAGUCAAACGUUCAAAAACUGGUUUAGAGGAAGACUGAUUGCAACCGGAAAUCAGUUAAGGAUAAGAUACUACGCAGAAGUGGUGUCAUUCAUCGUGAAGAGCACUACACCACCUAGGCAAAAAGAAAGCCAUGUGGAAGAAGAUAUGAACAAGUUAUCCAUCAGAGACGAGGAAGAGAGUGAACAAUUCUUUGAAAUUACAGACAAGACGGAUGUGCAACUAGAAUUGAAAAGUGGGAGUGAACAAUUGGCAAAAGACAUGGAAAAAAAUAUCGUCACGCUUAGUGAUGUGGGAGGACUUGAUACUAUAAUUAAAGAAUUAGUUUCCACUAUUAAUUUUAUAUUCACUUCACAACUAAAUGUUGCGAAAGGCAUCCUUCUUCACGGACAUUCUGGAACUGGGAAGACGCAUUUAAUUUAUGCUCUUUGUAAUCAUUUUAAGUUGACACCUGUCCUCUUUAAUGAAUUUGCUUCUGUCUCCACGAAACAAAUUGGAUUGUCUGCUGCAUCGAGCAAUUCCAUUUCAAAAGUGUUUCAAGAUGCGAUUGCAAAAUCACCUUCAGCAAUUAUCAUAGAAAACUUGGACAUUUUGGCCCCCAGCAAGUCAUCGGGUGACAAACGGUCUUCAAACUUUGCUCAAUCUCUCGUCUCCCUUGUGCCUACCUUAUCCAAACUCAAAUCUUCCACCAGAGUGGUCAUUUUUGCAUCCGCUACAGACAUUGACAGCGUUGACUCUGGCCUUCGUUCUCCCCGAAUCUUUGGAAAAGAAAUCGAUCUUCCGGUGCCCUCGAGAAAGGAAAGAGAACAAAUCUUGAGGACGAUAUUAUCAAAGAUUAGCCAUAAGUUUUCUAAUGAUGAAAUUUCUGAAAUUGCUGGUGCAACUCAUGGUUUUGUGGGAGCUGACCUUCACGGGUUAUGUACUCAAUCUGUUCAAGCUGCUGUUGAGAGGAAUAAGGAAGCAAGCCAUGUUAAAGUCGAGAUGAAAGACAUGGUCCCUUGUCUGAAAAGUGUGAAACCAAGUGCGAUUAAAAGCAUAUUGGUCGAUGUUCCUAAUGUUCGCUGGAAUGACAUUGGUGGACAAACCGAUCUCAAAUUUAAAUUAAAACAGGCAAUCGAAUGGCCUCUUAAACAUCCCGAAGCGUUUCAACGCUUAGGAAUAACUCCGCCAAAAGGAGUUUUAAUGUAUGGACCACCAGGCUGUUCAAAAACCAUGAUAGCCAAAGCAAUCGCGACUGAAAGUGGAUUAAACUUCAUCUCGGUGAAAGGAUCAGAAUUGUUUAGCAAAUGGGUCGGUGAAUCAGAAAAAGCUGUUCGAGAUGUGUUCAGAAAAGCACGCCAAGUGUCCCCCUGCGUGGUAUUUUUUGACGAAAUCGACUCCCUCGGUGGUGAACGAGGAUCAACUUCCGGUUCUUCCAACGUACACGAACGAGUCCUUGCUCAACUUUUAGUAGAGCUUGAUGGGAUCGAACCCCUUAAAGAUGUUACAAUCGUGGCUGCUACGAAUCGACCUGAUAUCAUCGACAAGGCCUUACUCCGUCCAGGAAGAUUAGACCGUAUAAUUUACGUCCCUUUGCCAGACGUGGAAACUCGGAUGGAAAUUCUUAAAAUACGGUUUAAGAAAAUGCCAGUCGACAGCGAUGUAGAUAUUGAAAGUAUUGUGGGUUCAACAGAGGGCUAUUCGGGGGCGGAGUUGACUGCGUUAUGUCAUGAAGCCGCCAUGAAAGCACUAGAAGAUGACAUCACCUCCCAAAAAGUUCAAAAUCUCCACUUUCUCAAAGCCCUUGAAAUAGUCAAGCCUCGAAUUAACAAGGACCAAAUACAAUUUUAUGAACAAUACAGCAGUUCUCACAAAAGAUAAUCAAAUUGUAACGGUAAUUCCAACAAUAAAUUACUUAGAUUAAGUUA